Messenger RNA from Neltuma alba, 1380 nucleotides. RefSeq names its product phospholipase A1-IIgamma-like. Gene Ontology annotation, molecular function: glycerophospholipid phospholipase A1 activity. The coding region runs from base 3 to 1196 and encodes 397 amino acids. The transcript is spliced from 2 exons. NCBI's taxonomy places the organism in Eukaryota, Viridiplantae, Streptophyta, Magnoliopsida, Fabales, Fabaceae. Gene Ontology annotation, biological process: lipid metabolic process. The record is from RefSeq and is a predicted model, not a curated record.
AGAUGAAUAAUAUCGCUGGAAGAUGGAGACUCCUAAGUGGGAAAAACCAUUGGGAGGGUCUUCUAAACCCUCUCGACAUCGAUCUACGAAGUUACCUUAUUCACUAUGGACAAAUGACACAAGCCACGUACGAUACUUUUAUCUCAGAAAAAGCUUCCAAGUUUGCAGGAGCAAGCAAGUACGCAAAGAAGAACUUGUUUGCAAGGGUUGGUUUGGAGAAUGGGAAUCCCUUCAAGUAUAAUGUAACGAAGUAUCUAUAUGCGACAUCACAAAUCGCUGUUCCUGAAGCUUUUGUGGUAAAGCCAUUGCCAGAUGAUUGUUGGUGCAAGGAAUCAAACUGGAUAGGGUACGUUGCUGUGGCCACAGAUGAAGGCAAAGCAGUGUUAGGAAGGAGAGAUAUUGUGAUUGCUUGGAGAGGAACAAUAAAAACGUUGGAGUGGAUUAAUGAUUUCCAGUUUCUGUUGGUUCCUGCUCCUAUAGUGUUUGGUGGUAAGGGUUUGGGAGAUCCUAAAGUUCAUCAAGGUUGGUAUUCUAUGUACACUUCAACUCAUCCGAAAUCUCAAUUCAAUCCGACCAGUGCAAGAGACCAGGUCCUUAGUGAGAUAAGAAGGCUUGUAGAUUUAUACAGAGAUGAAGAAAUCAGCAUAACUGUAGUUGGACACAGUUUAGGAGGGGCACUCGCAACCCUAAACGCAGUGGACAUAACUCGAAAUGGCUAUAACAAGCCAACAAAUGCACCAGAAAGAUCAUGUCCAGUCACAGCCUUUCUAUAUGCAUGCCCUCGAGUUGGAGAACUCAUCUUCAAGAAGGCUUUCACUGAGUUGAAAGAUCUGAGAGUCUUAAGGGUUGAGAACAUUCUUGAUAUUGUUCCGAAGUAUCCGGUUUUUCCUUACUUAGAAGUUGGUGAAGAACUGAAGAUGAAUAAUCAGAAAUCUCCGUACUUGAAGAGUCCAGGAACUAUCAGUACUUGGCAUAACUUGGAGUGUUACUUGCAUGGCGUUGCAGGAACACAGGGACUUAAUAAAGAGUUUAAGUUAGAGGUGAAUCGUGAUAUUGCACUUGCGAACAAAAGCGAUAAUUCUUUGAAAGAUGAAAAUCUUGUUCCUGUUUCAUGGUGGACUGAGAAGAACAAGGGAAUGGUUCAGCAAGAAGAUGGUUCGUGGGAGUUGAUGGAUCAUGAGAAGGAUGCCUUCUGAUUCGUCAAAGGUUAAAGAAAUCAAACAAGAAAGCGUGGUUUCGUAUUUGAAAGUUUUAUAAUUCUGAUAUUGUUCCAAUAAAUUAUCGACAAUGCAUGUGAUUUUUCUUUAUUUUUAAAUUUUAGAAUCCAUUUAUAUUGGAACCCAGAAUGGUUCUUUAUGUUGGAAUAAAAUACUCUAUCCA